GAAAAGCGACUUAUUUGUCCCAAAAAUUUGGCAUGGACUGUGUCGGUUACCAAAGCACCAAAUAAAAGCACAGUGAAAUUCUAACAUUCAUUUCCACGUGUCCUCAUUUUACCAGUUUCUACUUUAUUUUCCAGCAUGUACCACAACCGACUUAACCAACCUCUCUCACUCUUCACUCAAGAGUCAAGACUCAUCAGUCGAUCACUCAUCAGUUAUCAACAUUCAACAAAUGUAAAUUUCAUAGGACCACUACAACUACAACUACAACUACGAUUAUGAUUUUGGAAUAGAAUCUCCUAUAAUUUUAGGACGACGGGUGUAGCCUGGGUUCAUAUUUAGCAUAGGUGACGUCUACGAGUAUAACUUUAGUGGGACCAAACUUUAAUUUCCUCUGUUAAUGCAGUUUUCCUCGUUCCUCAAUUUACUACUCCACUCCUUUUAAGAGAAAAGGCAAACCCCCAUUCUUUCCUUUGCCUCACUCCUAAUCUCUCUUUCUCUUUCCUAAAUUCUCUCUCUUUUUUUCAAACACACACACACACAACUAUGGUAAACCCAGAAACACCAUAUGAAACGCCACUUAAAUCCAAAAUCUCCGUCUUCCGCCAAAAAACGACGUCGUAUUUCUCCGACGUCGUAAUGUUUUUAGGUGGCUCACUUGUUGCUUUCCUUCUUCUGUGGUCUCUCUGGUGCUUCACAGCCCCUCUUUCUUCUUCCUCACCCUCCACCUUCUCUUCCCCAUCUCAACCCACCGAAACCCGACCCGACCCGACAACAUUCUACGACGACCCGGAAUUAUCCUACACUCUCCAAACCCAAGUUCAAAAUUGGGACGAAAAGCGAAAACAGUGGCUAAACCGGAACCCAGAAUUCACGGGUCAAAACCGGGUUGUCAUGAUAACCGGGUCUCAACCCGGCCCGUGUAAAAACCCAGUUGGGGACCAUUACCUGCUGAGAUUCUUCAAGAAUAAAGUGGACUACUGUCGGAUUCACGGCUACGAUAUAUUCUACAACAACGUGUUAUUGGAUCCAAGAAUGUUCACAUUUUGGGCCAAGUAUCCGGUUAUAAAGGCCGCAAUGUUGGCCCACCCGGAAGCCGAAUGGAUCUGGUGGGUUGACUCAGACGCAGCCAUUACUGACAUGGACUUCACUCUCCCACUCGAAAAGUACCAGGCCCAUAAUUUAGUGAUCCAUGGUUGGCCCAAAUUAGUGUUUGAGAAGAAGAGCUGGACUGGGCUCAAUGCUGGUGUUUUUCUAAUCAGAAACUGUCAAUGGUCCAUGGAUUUGAUAGAGAAAUGGGCCAGAUUUGGCCCAAUAAGCCCAGACUACGAGAAAUGGGGGGCAAUCAUGAAGUCAGUGUUUACUGAUAAGUUAUACCCGGAAUCAGAUGAUCAAACAGGGAUAGCUUAUCUAAUGGUGAAAGAAGGGCAAAAAUGGAAAGAUAAAAUAUAUUUGGAAGAAAAGUAUUAUUUUGAAGGGUAUUGGGUGGAAAUUGUAGAUAAUUUGGACAACAUUACGGCGUAUUAUAGCAAGGUUGAGGCGAAAGAGCGCAGGUUAAGGAGGAAACACGCGGAGAAAGCAGGGGAAGACUAUCGUGUGCAGUGGGAGUAUAGCAUGGAGAAAGAAAAAGGGGUGAAAUUGAUGAAGAGACCAUUUAUAACACAUUUUACAGGGUGUGAGCCAUGCAGUGGGAAACAUAAUGAGAUGUAUAGUUGGGAAUCUUGUUUAAAAGGGAUGAAUAAAGCAUUGAAUUUUGCUGAUAAUCAGGUGCUUAAGACUUUUGGGUAUUUUCGUCCUGAUUUAGAUAAUUCUUCUUGGGUCCAAUCUCUUCCUUCUUAAUUAUUAGCUGCAUUUUUGUGUUACAUUGUUACUGCAUAAAGUAGUAUAUUUUUCAUCCCUUAUUUUUUGUUAGUUUGCUUUAUAGUUUUGAGUACUAGUAUUAGUUGAUGUACUAAGGUUUAAGAGGAUAUGUACAUAAUAUAUGAGCAUCUGAACAAUUGGAUUGGUGUGUAAUUUGAGCUAGUAAUACAACGGAGGUAGUAAUAUGAAUUUGCUCUA
Molecule: messenger RNA, 2055 nt
Organism: Chenopodium quinoa (quinoa)
Lineage: Eukaryota; Viridiplantae; Streptophyta; Magnoliopsida; Caryophyllales; Amaranthaceae
Product: putative glycosyltransferase 7
Exons: 1
Coding region: 544-1836 (430 amino acids)
Cellular component (GO): membrane; endosome; trans-Golgi network
Molecular function (GO): galactosyltransferase activity
Source: RefSeq, a predicted model, not a curated record